CGGAGUGUAUUGAUGAAUAUAUAAGAUAUAGGACAAAUAUGUAUGCAGCAGAGCAAGCAGCAAAAGCAGCAGCAGCAGCAGGAGCACCAGCACCAGCAGCAAUAACUGCAGCACCUGCAGCAGAUACCCCUAAUGGUGCAGCAGCAGCUCCUGCCCUCAAUGGUGUCCCCUUGGACUCAGCAGCAGGAGGUGUAGAUGUAACGGAGACAUCCCCAGCAGCAGCAGCAGCAGCAGCAGCAGGAGCCGAACCUAGUGCAUUUCAUGCUGCAGUAGAGAAGGUUGUGCUGCAGGAGCUACGAGCAGCAGCAGGAAGUGCAGCAGCAGCAGAAGCAAUAGGCAUUGCAUUAGAGGCAAGAAGAAUAGGGGAAGCAAAGUUGCUGCUGCAGAAGGCGCCUAAUAAGAUUGGUCUCCUUAAUUAUUUAUCAUCUAAUUUGCAUGCAUUAAUUCCUCUAAAAAGUUUUAGGGAAGAAGUUUUGGGGCUUUUAAUUGAAUUAUAUAAGGAAGUAUUAUUAAAGGCGGAGCAGCAGCAGCAGCAGCAGCAGCAACAGCAGCAGCAGCAGCAGCAGCAGCAACAGGGUCUGUCUGUAGAAAUUCCGAGACAGAUGGAGGCCCUCCUCUCUCAUCCUUUGUUGGCGCUGCCUCCUGCUGAGGACGAGGAGGAGGAGCAGCAGCAGCAGAAGCAGGAAGAGCAGCAGCAGCAGCAGCAGGAGCAGCAGCAGGAGCCGGGUCAGGAAGAAGGCUCUGCAGCAGCAGCAUCACCAUCAACACCAACGGCCGAAGCUGCAGCAGCAUCAGCAGCAGCAGCAGCAGAAGCAGCCGCCGCAGCAGCAGCUGCUGCUGUUGCUGCUGCUGAAGCAGCAGAGAGGAGAGCAGCAGAAUCACCAGACCCUGCAACACGCCGGCUAGCUGUCCUACGAAGUAUAUUAAGUGGACGUUCAACUUUAGAAUUACGAUUGGAAGUUUUAAAUAGAAAAUCACAAACAGAUUUCCAAUUAUUAGAUCUAUAUAAGGAAUCCAUAGAUGGCCGUCAAUCUUUGCUGCACCAUGGCUUGCUGCUAGCGCAUGCACUGCAGCAGAGCGGCAGCGGCUGCGAUUUAUUUUUACGACAAAAUUUAGAUUGGAUUAGACGAGCAGUUAGUUGGGCUAAAUUCUCCGCUACUGCUUCUAUAGGAGUCGUGCACAGGGGUAAUGUAGGUUCAAGCCUGAAGGUGUUAGGUCCUUAUCUACCUGCAUCUGCUGCUGCUGCUGCUGCUGGAGGAGCAGCAGGAGGAUCAUCUUCUUCCUCCUCUUCCUCAGCAGCAGGAGCAGGAGGUGCAGCAGGAGGUGCAGCAGCAGAAGGAGGAGCAUUAUACGGCUUAGGUUUAUUACAUUGUGGCGCAUGCAGCCCCAAAGUUCGUCUCUUAUUAUUAACACAAAUUAAACAAACAAAUAAAACAGAAAAAGAACCUCUCCUUCAUGGUGCUGCAUUAGGUCUUGGUCUUGUCUGUCUUGGACAUAGUGACGAUACAGAGGCGUACGAGGCAUUACGUACAUUAUUAUUCUUAGAUAGUGCAGUAGCAGGAGAAGCAGCAGCAUGGGGUUUAGGUUUGCUGCUGCUGGGCAGCGGCUGCUGCAGCGCAGCAGCAGAGCUGCUGGCUUAUGCAAAGGAGACGCAGCACGAGAAGAUAGGAAGAGCUGCUGCAUUAGCAUUGGCCUUUAUUUACUUCCAGAAGGAGGAAGAG
Molecule: messenger RNA, 1721 nt
Organism: Eimeria maxima
Lineage: Eukaryota; Apicomplexa; Conoidasida; Eucoccidiorida; Eimeriidae
Product: 26S proteasome non-ATPase regulatory subunit 1, putative
Exons: 9
Biological process (GO): proteasome-mediated ubiquitin-dependent protein catabolic process
Cellular component (GO): proteasome storage granule; proteasome regulatory particle, base subcomplex; nucleus
Source: RefSeq, a predicted model, not a curated record